Parnassius apollo (apollo) is the source of this 1686-nucleotide messenger RNA. NCBI's taxonomy places the organism in Eukaryota, Metazoa, Arthropoda, Insecta, Lepidoptera, Papilionidae. The record is from the annotation of a GenBank genome assembly.
AUGCCGCCGGCGACGAGGAAGGUCGCACCGGACGGCGGCUGGGCGUGGAUGGUCUGCUUAGGAGUAAGUUUAGUUAAUUUUUCUACACGAUCCCUUGAGCCGUCAUUUGGUCUCCUAUUUAAAGACUUACUUGAUGACUUGGGUGUCCACACGACUGGCGCCUCCGUAAUCGCUAGCACACUGGAUUGUGUGGUGAACUUCUCCGGUUUCUUCGUUGGUCCUGUUAUAAAGACUUUCUCAUAUAGGAAGGUGUGCUUUGUUGGUUCAACGAUAUGUGCCCUAGGACUUUUGUUCACCGCACCGGCUAACAGCAUGGGGCAUAUAUUAGCUACUUAUAGCAUAUUAGGAGGUUUCGGAGUUGGACUUGCGUCGUCGUCUUCAUUCGUAUCUCUCAAUUACUAUUUUUCUAAGAAAAGGGGACAGGCGGUGGGAUUGUCCAUGGCGGGGACGGGUUUUGGGUUGAUGGUAAUGCCACAACUGGUAAAGUUGUUGCUUGGGGAAUAUGGGUUCAGAUGGACGGUUGUGAUAUUGGGUGCGUUGGCUUUCCACGCCGUGCUUGGAUCGUGUCUCCUGCAACCAGUGAAGAGACAUCUUAUCGAUGAACCGGUCGACUGUGAAAUGCAACAAGUAAAGGAGAUGGAAUGCAUACACGAAAGCGACGAGGAAGAAGAUAAGUUCGAAACAAAUCUAUUGGUCAGUCAUCCAAUGCCAAAGUUGACUACACAGCGCUCUCAUACAAAUAUGAACCACCCAUCAGUGCGAACGAUAGGCUUACCGCGGGCGAAAACCUGCGACAAACCAUUGCAGGAGUUCGAAAAAAAUUCAAAGUUAGGAUUCGGCAUGACUACGGCCGCUUCCGUGGCUGCUAUGCAAAGGGUUACUUCCAGUGGAAGCAUGAGCCAAGCGGCGAGGAAAAGGAAGGUGUCCGUCAUAUCAAACAUCUCCAAUAUGGACUUUACCGGCAGUUACUUACAACUGUACCUUGAUACGGCAGACGAUGAUGCCAUACAGAUGAAAGCGAUAAAGAAAUCCGAGCCAGAAAAGGAUAAAAAGAAGGGAUUUUUUAGAAAGUUCAUUGCCCUAAUGGAUUUGGAUCUCUUAAAAGACUGGUCGUUUUUGAACCUUUUACUUGGUUUAUCGCUUUUUUGGAGCGGAGAAUUACAAUUCAGAAUGUUAACGCCAUUUUUUAUCAGAAGCCUCGGGUAUAACAUGAAUGAUACAGCGUUUUGUUUAUCAAUCACUGCCAUAUCUGAUAUUCUUGUCAGAUUAAUUUUGCCGCCAAUUUUUGACAGGACGGAAAUCUCUAAGAAAAUGAUAUUUUUCAUUUCCAGCUUCUUCUUAGCUGCUACGAGAUCCGUUUUGGCCGAGCAAAGUGAAUGGGUGUCCUUGAUGAUCUGGCUGUCUAUAUGCGGUUUCUUCAGAGGCAUGUGCCUAAGCAACUUCACGCUGACAAUUUCUGAGUAUUGUCCACUUGAAAAGUUGCCCGCAGCUUUUGGUUUGCACAUGGUUAGCAAAGGCGUAUUUGUUCUGGCCAUUGGCCCAUUGAUCGGUUAUGUCAGGGACUACACGGGCAGUUUCUCAAUGUGCAUCCACGUGCAAAACGCUCUUAUAAUGUCGUGCGUACUCGUCUGGGGUAUCGAGUACGCACUUGCAUUUACCCGUCGCCGGAAAAUUGUGCAGAUAUAG